GUUACUGGAUGCGCCGGAUAUACUUUGCAACAGCUUGACAUGAAAACUUUACACUUGUUAUGGCUCAAAAGGAUGACCAAUGGAUCCGUCUUUUUAAUGUAUCGGACCCCAGAAGAGCUUACGCCGGUCACACUUUGUACAAAGUCACUUCCAAGGUUUUUCAAAAGGAUUUUCCUGAAGGAGCGACAGAGAUCUCUGUUUGGAGACGAUUCAGUGACUUCAAGAAACUCCACAGAGAGCUUUUAAAGAUUUACACCCAGAAACAUGCACAAGACAAGUUUCCUCCUUUUCCUAAGGCCACAUUCUUUGGUCGUUUUGAUGAUGCAGUUAUUGAGGAAAGAAGGAAAGCUUCCUUAGAACUUUUGACAUUUGCUGGAAGUAUUCCUGAUCUCUUUACAAGCCAAACAUUUGUGAAGUUCUUUGAGGGGGCAUUCCCUGAUAACCAAGUUCACAAUGAUUGUGUUGCAAGCAGAGAAAGUAGCUUAUCUGACACAGAAGGUGACAUUAUUAAGGACAGUUCCUUUUCCAGAGACUCAGUAGAUACCAGUAGAUCUGGUAAUACGGUUCAAAACUCACAAGGGGAUAAUUCUGAAGAGUCAUCCAUUCUUGGUGGAGUGUGGCUUCACAAGCAGCCAUCUCUGUCAGAGGGUCUAGACAUUCUUAGCUCAGAUGAAGAGGAAAUUGAUGGACAGACACCAGAUGGUGAUGCAAGCAUUGGAACGCCGCCAGCUCUUACUGAACAGUCAAGUGGGAAAGCUGAUCAGAAUGAGAGAGAGGAACAAGAUGAUGUUUUUACCCAUGAUAUCAAUGCAAGUUUAGAAGAAAAACUUGCAGAUGUGUCUGACAAACAUGAUCAUUCAAGUAGCACAGAGCCUCCUCGUUGGCUUGUGAGAGCAAUUUCCAUUUGUAGUGAGGGAGAGGAUCUUGAAAUUCUUGCUUCUGAAGCUGAUGAAGAAGAACUGCGUUUUCCUCAAGCUUUUUCUGACCACAGUCAUUGUGAGGUAGAGGAACAGAGUACUGUUGAUGACUCAACAAGACAAGAGGAAGGAAAUCAGUGUACUGAUUCUCAAAAUGGUCCUCAUCUACAAGAAGUUUUAUCAGAUACCUCAAAGUCUUUAGACCAAGGUUCCAAAAGUAAUAACUUAAUGUCAAUUGUAUGUGAAACUGGAAUGAACUGCAAGACAGAAAUGAUUUGUGACAAGACAUCACAUUCAAUCAAUAAUGAUCCUCUAGAACCUUCUGAUUCUUCAUGUUCAACAAAGGAUUCAAAUUCAGCUAGUACUGUUGAUGACAGACAGUCAUUUAUAGGUGUCAAGAGAGAUACAGGGAACAACAAAAUAGUACGCCCAAGAACUGUUUCUGAUCUGACAAACAUCUGCAUUGAUCCUAAAGAAAGUGACUAUUUGUAUGCUGCAGGACACACUAUACACAAGGCACUGGACUGUGAAGUGAAUGGGAAUUAUGAAGAGGCAUUCAGCUUGUACAAGACUUGUGUUGGUGUAUUAUUGAGUGGUGUACAAGGUGAAAAGGAUGUUAAAAGGCGAGAGGCAGUGAGACGUAAGACUGCUCAGUACCUGUUGAAAGCAGAAGCUCUUUACAGCACAUACCUGGCUGGAAAUGAUUCUUAUGAGAAAUCUGAGGAUUCUUCUCUAUCACAUUCUGGGGAUUUAAGUCAGUCUGAUGACCUUGAAAAAUUCAAGGACCUCACUCUCGCAGACUUUAAAGUUAUGGGAAUUGUUGGCAAGGUGAUGCUUGUUGAGAACAAACAUACUGGGGAUACAUAUGUGGUCAAGGCACUGUGCAAGUCAGGACAAACAAGAUCAAACAACAAUCCUCAAGGAAGUGUGCGUAAGAGGAAGAAAUCUGUUCGGCGUCUUUAUGGCAAGUAUCCAAAUAUUGUGCAACUGUACAGGUACUUUGAGACAGCCACAGGCAUUUAUCUUUUACUGGAGUAUGCACGAGGAGGAAGAUUAUGGAAUCAUCUUUCCUGUUAUCAGCACAACAAGGAGUCACAGGAUAACCUUAUACGAAGUGUCAACAGAAAGUUUACCAAUUUGAAGAAAUCUGCAGCUGAUGAACAUGUGACUUUGGACAUGGCAAAUGCUGCUCCUCUUUCUCAAAGUGAGGUGACUCACUUGGAAAGUGAGGUCACACUAAAUGAUAAAAAAUUGGAGUAUAGAACUUCUAUUGAGAGUAAUUCCUCAUCUUUGCAAGACAGCAAGCAUUCUUCAAAAGUUACUCAAAAAGCUGUUGAAAUGUUAGAUACUACUGGAAAUGGAAAUGACCAUCACAUUUCAGAACCACACAGUUGUAACAAUGAGGAGCUCUUAGCAGAAAAUGAAGAUUUAAGGGAAAACAAAGCCGCACAUGAUAAACAAUCACUUUUUGUGAAACUAGAUGAGUAUUUUGCUUCUUCAAAUCAGAGUGUACCAGAUGAACACAAAAGAGUGUGGGCAGCAGAGCUUGUGUUAGCUGUUGCUUACUUGCACACAGCAGGGAUUAUUUGCAGAGAUUUGCACCCUAAAAAUGUUCUUCUUGAUGAAGAAGGCCACAUCCUUCUCACUUACUUUGGUUCAUGGGAAGAAACAGAUCACAUUCCAGAUGAGACAGCAAUGAAUCACUUUUACUGUGCUCCAGAGAUAUGGCAAGUUGAUGAUGUAACUCCUGCUGCUGACUGGUGGAGUGUGGGCGCUCUGCUUUAUGAGAUAAUCACAGGGCAGGCACUGUCAACUGCACAUCCCUGGGGAAUAAGAACUCACACUGAAUUACAUCUACCCAACAAAGUCUCCCCCGAGGCAAAAUCCCUUUUAAGAGAGCUUCUGAGAGUCACACCAUCUGAAAGACUGGGUUCUGGUGUGAAUGGUGUCGAGGAGAUCAAGUCACACCCGUUCUUCAGUGGAGUCAACUGGACGUGGUUGUGUUCAAGAAUCAAUUAAAAAUAACUGACCUGGAAAACAAUAAUUUUAAUUCAUAAUACAGAUUGCAAAAAUGUAAUGAAAAGUGUAAAGUACCCUAUGAAAUGAAGAUGAAAUAGUUCAAAUAAUCAAUUUGAAAUAAGAACUAAUAUCAAAAUUUGAAAAUUUUUUACUGUGUAAUUAUGUGUACAGUAUUAAUGCACAAAAAGGUAUAAAUUGAAAGUGAGAAGCUCAAAAUUUACUAUCUUUCUUAUUCUGUGUACACAUAUGAUGUCUUUGAAAUUACUAAUCCAAGCAGUACAGAGCAGCAUGCAGGAUAUGUGUCACUUAAUAUGAAGGUUGCAAUGACCUAACUUACCACAGAGUCUCUGACUCAGUAGCAGAGCUUUGAAUACAAAGAUCUGAGUUUUAAUUCCUCAUGGGGACCCAGAAUUUUUCUUUUUCUACAUGCUCCUGACAUGACAAAAUAUUUCUUAAAAGUCUAUCUUUCUAGUUGCAAAUCUCCUCCUCAUUUUUUUUCUCUGAACACUAGUAUUAUGUUAGUAAAGAUGGCCUGCCAUCAUUUACUAGUGAUGGUUUUUUUCCAAAAAAAGCAAUUUUUCAACAUCAGGACAUUUUCAAAGAGAAAAGGGAUGAUUGAUUUAAUUCAUAGAUUUAAGACCCAGAAUAUGAAAAAAAAUUAUUGCUGGUGGUGCUGAAAAUAUUUGUUCAUAUGUAGUCAGUAAGAUAGGAGGCACAACCAAUAAAAUUUGUAAUUUUAAGCUAG
Pocillopora damicornis (cauliflower coral) is the source of this 3681-nucleotide messenger RNA. Its product is annotated as ribosomal protein S6 kinase-like 1. NCBI's taxonomy places the organism in Eukaryota, Metazoa, Cnidaria, Anthozoa, Scleractinia, Pocilloporidae. Gene Ontology annotation, biological process: protein phosphorylation. Gene Ontology annotation, molecular function: phosphatidylinositol binding; ATP binding; protein kinase activity. The record is from RefSeq and is a predicted model, not a curated record.